Epinephelus fuscoguttatus (brown-marbled grouper) is the source of this 2790-nucleotide messenger RNA. RefSeq names its product enolase 4 (gene eno4). NCBI's taxonomy places the organism in Eukaryota, Metazoa, Chordata, Actinopteri, Perciformes, Serranidae. Gene Ontology annotation, molecular function: phosphopyruvate hydratase activity; magnesium ion binding. Gene Ontology annotation, cellular component: phosphopyruvate hydratase complex. The record is from RefSeq and is a predicted model, not a curated record. Gene Ontology annotation, biological process: glycolytic process. The transcript is spliced from 19 exons.
AUGACAGUGUCUUACCAAGGGUUCAUGAGCCGUCUCUCUAAAGAGGAGCAGGAUAACUACGACAUUAAGAAUGCGGCAGCAGAGUUUUACCGUGUUAACAGAGUCCCUCAGGAGAUAGAGACAGCCCUCAAUGAGCUAUUCUUUCACAAGCCUGAAAACGUUUAUGGUUACCUGGUUAAUUACUUUACAAACCUAUGUGCACCGCUGAGGAUCAGCAGACUGACGGGAAGGGAGGUUUAUGAUGCAAGAGGGCAACUAUCCAUCAAGGCAGAGGUCUUCUGCAUCGUUUGCAACAAGGAAAAGGACGAUGGUCGUGGGCAAGGCAAGUUUUUUCUCCGGGCCCUGGACACAAGAGGGGCAGGAAGACCCAUGCAGGUUGUCAUGUCCGCGUCCCUGACCACCCCCUUCUUGUCAGAAUAUGUAGCGACGACCCGGCCGAGCUGGAACUGUCCUCUCAGAGCAUUUUGGUCUGCUAUCCAGACCGCAUCUCCAAUUUCGACGCUCCUCCCUGCCCAGUGCCACUUGUGCCGGAUGAACAAGUUUGGGCCCGCCAGCUCACUCCACUUUGACCAGAACCUGUCCACUCCGGCCUGGAGAGCCCUCAGCCUGCGCCAAGGAUUGGACUCUACCGCCACACAGCAAGAGUCCUGUGUUGUCAUCCUUGGUCACAACCAGGCGGUUCAGGAUCGUGUCGUGAAAUUCUGCACCGUCCUGGGCCGCAAGGGCCAGGAACUCAGGAGCUCUUUGCCACUCCGACUCUUCAUCAAGCUCCUCAGGAGAUGCUCCCCUUGUAAUGAUGUCUGCUAUGAUGAGGUUGCCCUCAACCGACCUCCAGUCUUCUAUUGGUCGGGCCUUCUGGAUUUCUCCGAUGCGGUACGCAAAGAAGGUCUGAUAGCCAUAACUAUCCCUCUGGAUCGCUCCCAGAAUUGUUUGGCUAUCUAUGAAGUGGAUCCAGUGCACGACCUCGAUGCGGCAGUGCUUCUCAAAAACCCGGCGCUCUUCAACCAUGGCAGCGAACUGGGGCAGGUUUGCCGUUUCUCUCAUGGCAACCUGAGCGAUGCAGCCAGCAGGCUUAUCGCCGAUGUUGACCCUGACAACGACGAAGACUUCGAUUUCUUCCUCUGGGUUGUCUCUCCAGAGGAAGCGGUGAAGCUGGACUUUUUUGUCCUUCAGCCAAACGGAGUUGAGAUCAUUCGAACUUACCCCCAGGAACUCUGUUACUACUACUACUGUUCCAAACGAUUCUCACAAGGGGGAGCCAAGGUGGAACUGCUUCUGAGAGAAGACACCUGGGUGUUUGGACCUCAGUUUCUCCUUGGGCCUGAAGAGAAAUGGCCAGUGAACCCUGAUGGCCCUGAGAGAAUGUCCCCGGAUGACCCUGAGGUCAAGACAUCACUGGACUGGAGAGCGAAGAGUCAGGAGAGAGCUGACCAUGUGAUGACUGCUGCCCAGUGGAUUAAUGAACAUCUGAACAACAUGCUGAAGGGCCAAAACCCCUGUGAUCAAUCCGAUGUCGACCAUAUUCUCAGUAAUUUCUUCAUGGCCCGCUACCUGGAGGAGAAAGACGUCCGGAACAAGGAAAAGGAGGAAAGUUGUUCACCCAGUGAGCAUGAGGGAGUGUUGUCUUCUCCACUACCCCCACAGAUGAAAGCCAAGAAAAGUACUGAUAAAGGUAGAAAGAGCAACACUGCAGAGAAGCCAAUCCCUUCAGCCGAGCCACCCAAGCCAAUUUUGCCUGGGAGCUUGGCCAUUGGCUCAGUGUCUCCGGCAGUGGCCAAAAGUGGGGCAAAAAUACAAGAUAUCCCACUGUACAAAUACAUAGCUGCUCUGAAAAACAGAAAGGCUCCAACACAGUUUCACAUCCCUGUCUCUUUGGUAGCUUUGCUGAACUAUGGGAAGACUUCUCCUGGAAAACUGAAUUUACUUGAGGAAGUCAUCCUGAUCCCCAAAGUUGGACAGCAAGUCAAACAAAUAAUCACAAUGACCCUUGAGAUACAGAAGGAGAUGAUGAGAAUAAUGAACAUGGCAACAAAAGCUGGGGCCAUCCAGGCAAUACUGUGUGACAGGGGAGUGAUGGCUGCAACCUAUGAGCGACCCCAGCAGCCUCUAGAUCUGAUCACUGAAGCCUGCACUAAUGUUGGACUGGCACUGGGGACAGAGAUCCAUUUAGCAGUAAAAUGUGCUGCCCCUGAGUUAUUGGACUAUUCUAAGGGAAAGUAUGAAGUUGUAACAGGAGUUUUGAAGUCACCAGAUGAAUUAGUUGAUCUGUACCAAAACCUCAUCAGGAAAUACCCAGCAGUGGUGGCCUUAAUCGAUCCAUUUAGGAGAGAGAACAAAGACCAGUGGGAAAAGUUGAGCAAUGUGAUUGGAGGCUCAUGUUCGCUGCUCUCUGACAUGACUUAGAAGUUAAAGGCUCCGCCCCUUCCAGGAGUCAGAGGUCACAUCUUAAAACACAUUAAUGAGACAACAGUCAGUGAUUUGAUCACCAAGGUUUCUAAUGCUAAUUAUGUCUUUGUUUCUACACUAGGAUCAGUGUUAAUGGGAACAACAUGCAGUGAGCCCUGCAGUGAUGACCCUUUGUCAGAUAUAGCUGUGGGUCUGGACCUCGACUAUAUCAAACUGGGAGGUCUGAGCGGCGCUGAGAGGAUGACUAAAUACAACCGGCUGAUUUCUAUAGAGGAAGAACUGGCCCAACAGGGAAUCUUGGUCUCCAAGGAGCGGCACCCCCUUCUACUGUUCACUGAAAAACUUCAGGAGCAGUCAGCUACUGCGUAGAGCUCUCUGGGCCUG